This is a messenger RNA of Penaeus chinensis, 801 nucleotides long. RefSeq names its product ATP-dependent RNA helicase A-like. Bases 1 to 801 code for a protein of 266 amino acids. The transcript has 2 exons. The record is from RefSeq and is a predicted model, not a curated record. Lineage: Eukaryota; Metazoa; Arthropoda; Malacostraca; Decapoda; Penaeidae.
AUGAAGUUCGUCGCUCUACUGUUAUCACUAGUAGUCGCUGCUUUUGCAGCACCUCAAGGGAACAACGUCAGUAUUCCCUCGGGUGCAGGCCUUACAUCCGGUCCCGGGUCUACUGAUGGUGGUGCAGGAGAGGCCGAGGGAGACCUCGUCAAUGGAGAAGGUGCACAGACUGAAUGCCAAGAGGGAGAAGUCCUUCACGCAGAUGGGACAUGUGUAACUCCUGAAGUCACAAGAAAGAUCUACGAAUUUAAUGUUCCAAAGCAAGAGAGACCCGUUAGUCCAGCACCUAGUAUUCCUCCUCCAGCAGUGGACCACAACAUAUUUGUGCGCCUUCCUGAGGAAGCACCUGCAUCUGACCCCAUCGUUCUUCCUCCACCAAGGCAAAAUAAUAUCUUAUAUGUAAUCAGCAAGCAAGAAGAACAAACUCAUCAAGUGAUCCAAGUACAAGCUCAACCACAAGCUGAUCCCGAGAUUUAUUUCGUCAACUAUCAAGAUGGCGAAAAUCCGACCCUUCCCUUAGGAGUAGACCUUGAAACUGCUCUCAGCGUCGCUGUUGCAGCUGGUUGCCAGGGUCUAGGAGGUGUCGAUGGAGCAGGUGGAGAAGCUGGAGUUGGUGGAGCAGCCGGAUUUGGUGGUGUGGGUGGAUUAGGAGGCGCAGGUCGAAUUACUGAAGGACAUGGAAGUAAUGGUAAACUUGGUGGUGUUAAUGGAGCCGGCGUUGGUGUUGGAGUUAAUGGCGGAGCGGGAGGAUUCCAGACUGGCUCGGGGGAGAGACCAGCAGGCCUCGACACCACCCCCUAG